AUGGAGCAUAGAGAAAAUGAACCCAUGUCAGAAACGGCUAUUCUCCCAGAGGAAUUGAACUUAGACCUUGACGAAGAAGACAUUGAGAUAAUCAGAAGUAAAAAAGUUAGUGGUAAAGACUUUCUCGGCUUGACGACAGAAAAACUUGAAAAUUAUGGAUUGCAGCCAGGGCCGGCUUCUAGGAUUGCAGAGCUGGUCAAGGAAAUCAAAGGCGAGAAAGAGAACUUCGAUAGCUUUCUUAAGCACAUUAAUUUUAAACUAAGUGCUGUGGAAUUUACCGGAACAUUGCCAAAGAAUGAUAUAGAACCCUACGAAUGGAAUGAUUACACUGAUAGUGACCCAAACCAACUGGAAUUGAUAUCUCAAUACUUAAACCAACACCUAAAACCAAACCUUCCAAAAGAUUAUGUUGUUUUUAACGUUGCAAACCAUUCGACAUUACUACCGAAAAUUCUCCUUUUUCAUUCAAGAUCAAAGGCGGAACUGACUAUGUGGUGGUGGAACAGAAAGUUAAAGAAAGUGCUGCAGGAGCAAAGCAUAUGGCAAGCUAUUGCAGAAAUGGUCGCAGCAGACUUUUUGACGAACGAAGAGAUUAAGGCUAUCGGUGUAUUAACAGACCUGAACGAACGCUGGCACCUUUUUUGGUUAGAAGAGGGGAAAAAAAUCAUGAUGGUCAAAUUAUCGCAUCGUAAAAAGGCGUUGGAUAUUAUUAGUAGGAUGGUUAAGAUGAUGCGUGUGCCGGGUUUACCUGGAGGGCAACGUAUAAAGAUUUAUGAUAAUGUUUAUACACAAGUUGAUGAUAUUGCACCAUUAGAGGAUUUUUAUGAGGAGAUAAGUGAGGAAGAUAUACUAAGACAUAAAACGAGAAAGGCUAUUGAUUUAAUUAUAAAUAAUCCAUUAUUUUCGGAUGUAUUUUCUGGGUUUACUAAUUUACCCCCACGCUAUGAUUGGCUGUUAUAA
Messenger RNA from Funneliformis caledonium, 960 nucleotides. The record is from the annotation of a GenBank genome assembly. Lineage: Eukaryota; Fungi; Glomeromycota; Glomeromycetes; Glomerales; Glomeraceae.